Molecule: messenger RNA, 3866 nt
Organism: Drosophila rhopaloa
Lineage: Eukaryota; Metazoa; Arthropoda; Insecta; Diptera; Drosophilidae
Gene: bbx
Exons: 4
Coding region: 308-2926 (872 amino acids)
Biological process (GO): regulation of transcription by RNA polymerase II
Cellular component (GO): nucleus
Molecular function (GO): RNA polymerase II transcription regulatory region sequence-specific DNA binding; DNA-binding transcription factor activity, RNA polymerase II-specific
Source: RefSeq, a predicted model, not a curated record
UUAAUCAAGUUCAAAGCGAACUGUGCGAAAAAGAGAGAAGGCAACGCACUCGCACUCUUUUCUAGCACUCUCCCUCUCGCACACACACACACUAGCUUACGCUCAGCUGUACACGUAGCCUGUUUUCGUUUUUUGUUUUUCUUUUUUCCAUUUCUUUAUUUGUGUGUUUUGUUUGUCACAUAAUUGUGCAAUAGCAGUACGAAUUAAACAUUUUAUUAUCAAUAUUGAAGACAAAAAUUUAUUUAACAAACGUAAUAUGUUCGAAGAUCGGGACUAGAAAAUUAGGUGAAAAACGAAAGCAACGAACAUGAUCAACGGCUUGAGCGUUGGCGGUGUUCAACAGGUGACGCCAGCAGGUGCUGCAAUUAAAUUGCACUUUGCCUACAACAACAACACUAGCAACAGCAGCAACAACAACAACAACAUCUACAGUGGCCUUAAAACAACAGAGCAAAAAAUGAGCAACAACAACAACACGGGCGAAGUGCUGAAAAUAAUUGAGAAAAUCCGGGAAACAAGUGGAGCAACAGGUGGCAACCAAGGAUCAGUCAGCUUUAUGGGACUUUCUACCGCAGCAGGAGCUUAUUCAGGGUCAGAAAUUCCAAAGGCAGUUGGUUUAAUUCAAGGAUCAGAUGGUUCCAGAAAAUCUGCAACUUUAAGAGGGCUUUCCACCGACUUUGGAUCAGGAACAGCGAGGGCACCUGGUAUUAACCAAGAAUCGGGCGAUUCUAUAACUCCCAGAGGUUUUUCUACAAGAUCAGGAGCAGGAACCCCAAGCGCCAUUAGCAUUGGCCCAAGAAGUGUCCUUUACGAAGAACUUGCUACCAAAACAGCAAAUGGUAUUUCUGAAGCUGUGAGAAAAUUUUACAAUAUAACCGAAACAUCAAUGGUUGUUGGCAAACUUUCGUUAGCUUCAGCUCCAGGAACUGGAACUGGAGGAGUUGUUAUAGGCUCUGGGGCUACAAGGGUUAUUUCAAAAGCUCCAAAUGGUGUUGCUGUGGUACAGGGAGUUCCCCAAAUAGGAACAAGCAGUCUCCGCUGGCUGCCCAUGCCUGUGACCAAAGAACAGCCGUCAAAUGUAGGAGGAGCUGAAACUAAACCUUUAGGCAGAGCAACUGAAAAUGUUGGUUCACUUGGAGAAGCUGCCAAAAGUGCCUUAGUUAACCCUCAGCCGCAGCGCACCGAGGACCAAGAAAAUGCCUUUCGACGCAUCGAGGAUGUGCACAACUAUGCCAAGCUGCAGGACUACAGCAGCGACACCGACGAAGAGGAAGACGAAGAAGAGGAAGAGCUUGACGAAGAGGAGGAAGAUGAGGAGGAAAUCCAGGUGCAGUUGCCGGUGCAGCAGGAGAUCACACGCAUUCGUCGCGAAGCUGCCGAAGAGCAUGUGGACGUGGAUGUGGUUACUGUGCCGCAGCAAGAACAGGAUAAGGAUCGCCAUAAAAUACAGCAGCAGCAACAGGAUCAGCCAGCGGAUAACAUCCGACCGGAGCACCAUGCCCGCCGUCCCAUGAAUGCAUUCCUUAUCUUCUGCAAGCGCCACCGCGGUAUUGUCAAGGAGCGCUACAAGACCCUGGAGAACCGUGCCAUUACCAAGAUACUGGGCGACUGGUGGGCCGCACUCGACGAGCAGGAGAAGCACUGUUUCACGGAUCUGGCGCAGCAGAACAAAGACGCCUUUUUCAAUGCCAAUCCCAACUUCAAGUGGUACAAAUUGCCGGCCCCGCCGCUGCGCACGCUGGCCACCCGUCCCAGCAAUACGGCUGCUGGUUUGUUCAUCCCCAGCGAAGAUCAGCCACAACAGCAGGUGCCAACGCCACUGCAACUACAAUGGGCAGAGCGUGGCGAGAUGCCGAGGGCUCUGCUGCGCCGCAACUACUUUAAGCUGGCGGACGAAACGCAGAUGGGCCAUUUGAGCUCGCUACUGCAAGUCCAAGUACAGGAAAAGGACUUCGCCCUGCAGCAGGCGCUCAGCGAGACCAGCCAGUUUCUAUCCGCCCACAUGCCAGGAGGCAAUCCGAAUGGUAAUGGCAGUAAGCGCUCCCUGGCGGACAGCAACUCUAGCAACUCCAGCGAGGAGGAGGCGGCCAACGGUGGCUCACCCAGCAAGAAGGCGAAAUCAUCGCGCUCCUGCAAGGGCAAGAUCUACCAGGAGCUGGUCAACUCCGGCCAACUGGCGGCUAUAGCUAAAAAGAGCAAGGCUCGGUCUCCCCCGUCGGGAAAUAUGGGUGGAAACUUUGUGGACAUCCCCUUGGAUGCGGGACCCAAUACGCCGCCCGUGUCCCCACCAGAACGCCACGACAGCAGUCCCGAUUCCAUGCAAAAGCAUCUGAGGACCGUUUCCGAGUCCAGCAGCAGUGGUUUUUUUGAUCUUGAGGAGAAGAUCAAGGAGCUGCCGGCCCUCAGUUUGGAUGCUUACCUGCAGCGCAAGCGCAGCACCAAAAAGAAGAAGAAGUUUAGCGGCAGCAAGAAACAGAGGAAUUCGAACAGCACCAGUAGCGGAUCAAUGGCACCAAAUGCAGGAGCAGUAGCUGCUACGGACAAAGGAUCAGCAACUGCAGCCAGCGAGCACUUGGUAAGGAUCAAGCAGCAGCAGCAGCAACUACAGGCCGUAGGCAGCCAGCGACGCAAGGCGCGCAAGGAGAGCAUCACGCGACGCGAUGUCAGCGCAAUCGAGCAGGAGGUGGCCUCCAUUCUGCCGCUGACCAUCAACGGCAGCUAUUACUUCAAUCAGAGUGGUGCACCCAAGGCGAUGAAUGCAGCUCCCACCUCAUCGUCGGCCUCGCCGCCGCUAUCUUCGAACUCCUCGUCGUCGUCCUCGUCGCUCUCCUCACAGGCGGCCUUCGACGUGACCUCCUCUACCUCAGAUCUACUCAUUCUGGCCGAAGUGGCCGCCAACCGCACUGAGCUGAGCAAGUCCAACUAGCGCCAGCAGCACCACUACCAUGACCACUGGCUGUCCAGCAUAACCACCAAAUAGUUAGCCCAAAUUUAAACCGUAAACUGCAAGAUUUUCGUAACGUGAUAAGGAUAUAUUAACCAUAUCUUCUUCUAUUUCUGUAGAAAUAUGCAAAAAUAUUCUACUUUUUCAACCAAAAAAAUGGCAUAAUUGAUAAUGGAAAAUUCAUGCCCCAAAAGUUAAUCAUAUCAACUUUUACAGCAUGGAAGAAGUCAUUCGAAAACUGUAAACUAUGUAUUAUAUAAGUUUUAACAUGUUUUUUCGGGUUAAUGUCUCAGAAAUAUUUGAAAUAUUUCGUUUCUUAACCUCUUUAAAUUGUAUUAUAUCAUUUUUUUAAAGAAGCAUUUUUUUAAAGAAUCAUGAAAAAUGAAUAUUAACUUGAAAAUGUAAUUGAAAAUUGAAAAUCAAUUUUUAAACUUUAUGACAGUCUUGCAGUUCAGUUAAGCUCCCUUCUUCGAUACUUACAAUGCUUUAAGCUAUUUGCUGGUGGUGCCACAUGGAGAUGGAGAAACAGACAUUCGUUGAUCUACAAUUUAGUCAAUAAUAUUAUGUAAAAAACAAAAAAGCGAGCCAGCAGAAAGGAAUAUGAGAAGAGAGUCGCGACGGUAGCGAAUUAUGUAUUUUUUGUUAUGAUGGCGGCAGGAGAAAUUCCGCGUCAGUUUCACACGCAUAUAUAUCUAUAUAUUUUGUAUUUAGAUAACUUGUUCUGUUUUUUUCUUGUUAAGUUUCUCCUUUUAUCGGGCCGCGUUCGCUUAAGCAGCAAGAGUAGAAAAGCAGCAAAAACAACAGCCGAACGCUCAUUAAAUGUUAAUUAUUAUUAUUUCUAAUAUGUAGUCGUAAUUUAUUGCUAUAUUUGUCAAAACGCAAACAAUUUGCAAACAAAAAUAUAUUCAUUUUAAAGUGGAAA